CCACUUCUCGCUCUUUCUUUCUUUCUCCCCUUAACGGUGAAGGUGUAACAGUUAUCGGUCGUCCCGAACCGGGUUCAUCCGACACCCUCACCAAUCAAGCUGAACUGAGCUCAACCUCCACACCAACAUGCCACCAAAAUUCGACCCCGGCGAGAUUAAAGUUGUGUACAUGAGGUGCACUGGAGGAGAGGUUGGCGCCACAUCAGCUUUGGCCCCCAAAAUUGGGCCCCUGGGUCUGUCUCCCAAGAAAGUUGGUGAUGAUAUUGCCAAGGCCACCGGUGACUGGAAGGGUCUGAGGAUCACCGUCAAGCUGACUAUCCAGAACAGACAGGCAGCGAUUGAGGUCGUUCCCUCUGCCUCUGCACUCAUCAUCAAAGCUCUUAAGGAGCCCCCUCGUGACAGGAAGAAGGUCAAGAACAUCAAGCACAGUGGAAGUGUGACCUUUGAUGACAUCGUCGGUGUUGCUCGUAUCAUGCGGCCUCGUUCCAUUGCACGGGAGCUUUCUGGAACCAUCAAGGAGAUUCUGGGUACGGCUCAGUCUGUUGGCUGCACCAUCGAUGGUCGACCUCCUCAUGAUAUCAUUGAUGACAUCAACAGUGGCAAAAUUGAGUGCCCAUCAGAGUAAUAAAAUGUUGGAAAUGGAA
Messenger RNA from Hippocampus comes (tiger tail seahorse), 644 nucleotides. It is a transcript of the gene rpl12, whose product is annotated as ribosomal protein L12. The transcript is spliced from 6 exons. Gene Ontology annotation, molecular function: structural constituent of ribosome; large ribosomal subunit rRNA binding. Gene Ontology annotation, biological process: translation. Lineage: Eukaryota; Metazoa; Chordata; Actinopteri; Syngnathiformes; Syngnathidae. Gene Ontology annotation, cellular component: cytosolic large ribosomal subunit; ribosome. Bases 128 to 625 code for a protein of 165 amino acids. The record is from RefSeq and is a predicted model, not a curated record.